Hypoxylon trugodes is the source of this 1857-nucleotide messenger RNA. RefSeq lists its product as uncharacterized. Lineage: Eukaryota; Fungi; Ascomycota; Sordariomycetes; Xylariales; Hypoxylaceae. The record is from RefSeq and is a predicted model, not a curated record. Bases 127 to 1320 code for a protein of 397 amino acids. The transcript is spliced from 2 exons.
UCCAAUAUACCUAGGUAUUAUGUAGUUUUCUUUCAUGUUUCGUUUUAUCUUCUUGUUUUCAAACCUUCUAAAAAUCUCAAAAUCUCAUUACUAGUAGUUACUUGGCUGGCUUACCUUGGGUACACGAUGUCGGUCUCCACUCAAAGCCCUGAUGGCGUUGACGACCUCGGAGCAGAAUUUGAAAAUUUGUCUUUGGGUCAUGACAAUGGCCGUGCCGCUGGUGUCGGCCCGAACAUUAAAAUUAGCUUUUACGAUAAUUAUAAAAAAUGCCCAACAAACUCCUUCGAAAGGCCCAUCCUCUAUAGGACCGUCCACCCGGGUUCCAAUAGCCUUCGUGCGAGAUUGUAUCCACCACCAGCGCUCGAAAAUCUACAGAGAAAAGAUCUAAAAUUACACAUUAUAAACCAUUCAAAUUGCUAUAGUAGACAAGAAACGCCGUUUAUCUCAACAACGCCUGAUCUUAUGCGUGCUCUACAAUUAGCUCUCUGCGAAUUCCAAUAUCACGAGCCCGAAGACGUGGCUAUUAUCCUUAUCUGUCCAUGGAAGUUAAAUCCAGGGAGCUACAUGGAGUUGAAUGAACUUUGCCGUCAGUGUGGCCUCCAAGGCGAAGAUAAAUACAAGACUGAGACUCUCAUAUGGGGAGAGAUACCGGAAAGGAGUAUCUUGUGCCGGUGGACACUGUCAGAAAUUCAAACUAGCGGACUAUUCAUAGUGUUCCCACCCCUGGGCACGCUGGACCCAAAAUUGAAGACGCGGGAUGUUCGAAAUUAUUUAAAAGAAGAGGAUGCAGACGAUUUCAUAUCCAAGUUUGAGGCAGAACAGGCUGCGAAAGCGUUGGUAAAGUUAGGCAUGAACCCUGCUCACUUCCAGAUCAAGCAAGUUUUUCUCUUCUUACUUGGCCAGAAGCUCAGCUACCCCGUUGAAAAGCUCAUGGGGGAUAUAGAAGAUAAGCUAAAGAACGACUGUCCGCAGUUAAUUGAGGGCUUCGAGAGCGCUGCUUACGACUUGACUGUGUUAGCAAGAGAGGGGCCCACGGAGCAGUCCGGUGGAGUCCGUAUAGAAGGAGGGUUAGCCCGCGUGCCGUCGGCUUCUACGCAUAUACAGGCACAAGAGGAGCAGGAGGCUACCUGUUCUCGUCUCACACCUAAGUCUUGGUGGUCGCAGCGGGAGGAGUGCCACCGCAGCGCACGGGAAAAAGAACGGAUGAUAAAUGCAGAUGAUUACGGAUUGCGUAAAUGGGCGAAGGAGUGCGGAUUAUAUGAAAGCCUGCCGCCAAGCACGUCAGGCAACCGGAGAGCUAGAAUUCGCACGACACUAUAGCUUGCGCGCUUAGGUAUCUAGAUACGUCGCAACACCUUCCAUAUUGCGUCUGCUAUACGUCAGCAUAUGCAUCGCGGUCAUAUUCAUAAUUUGUCUUUUCAAGUACGGCGAUGAGUCCAACAUGCCAGUCAACCUGUCUAGUGUGAGGUGACUGACGAUCUGCCUAGUGGGUGUACUCUGGGCCAACACGAUGUACUUCACUUCUUUGAAGCAGGCGACAAAACCUGCUCAAACGCAUGACAAGUGAUAUAACAUUGAAUUAUUUUUUUCAGCUUGUUGUGUCAACGCUCGCGUGAUAUUAAUUUGAAACACCAGAGCAGCCGUCACUUAUUUGUUAACUCCCAUCAUAUGGUCGUGUUGCACGAUAGGCUUUAUUUCGUUAUCACAGCCCUCCUAGGUACGGCAUGGAGGAGUGAGGAAUAUAUAACGAUGAAAUAUUUCUGUAUUUCCUACGCUAGUUACCCUAUGAUGUUGUAACUACCUAGAUACGGUUGUGUUUAGUCCUUCACCUCUUAAAUUUGAUAUUUCCAUUUCGUA